CCAACAGUUCCCAGUGGGGGCUCCCAUGGAGAGGGUGGGAGUGGAUGUAGUUGGGCCGUUCCCCACCACAGGAGGCAGAGACCAUUGUCGACGCCCUGACAGCGGGGAUGUUCAGCAAGUUUGGAGCUGCGGAGUCCAUCCACAGCGACCAAGGCAGAAACUACAGCCUCAAACCACCAUGUGUGAGAGGUUGGGUAUGCACAAGACCCGCACUACUCCUCUCCAUCCUCAAAGUGAUGGCCUUGUGGAGCGCUUCAACAAAACGCUUGGACAGCAGCUGGCCAUCGUCUCUACCAAACACCAGUGUGACUGGGACAAGCACCUGCCUAUGGUCCUCAUGGCAUGCCGCUCCGCUGUCCAAGACUCCACCUCCUGCACGCCUGCUCUCCUCAUGCUGGGGAGAGAGAUCCGCUCCCCUGCGGAGAUGGCUUUUGGUCGGCCCCUGGAUAGCCCAUGUUCUUUUGGAGCCGGAGUAUGCCCGGAGACUCCAGGACCGCCUGGAGACAGCCCACAUCUUCGCCAGAGAGCAGCUGCAGGUGUGAGGCAGAAAAGGAACUACGACGUGCACACCCGGGGAAGGCACUUUGUGGCUGGGGAGCUGGUUUGGGUCUACAGCUCCCUGAGAAAGAAAGGCAGAUGCCCCAAGUUGGACAGUCACUGGGUGGGACCCUGCAGCGUCAUGGAGAGGGUAGGGGAGUUUGUUCACCGGGUGCAGCUUCCUCCCAGGGGGAGAAAGGUGGCACUGCACAGGGACAGGUUAGCCCCAUACAGAGGGGCCUCUUCUCCCCAAACCCACAAUUCCCCUCUCUGGCAAUGACCGUCUCCAGGCACC
Oncorhynchus mykiss (rainbow trout) is the source of this 832-nucleotide messenger RNA. Lineage: Eukaryota; Metazoa; Chordata; Actinopteri; Salmoniformes; Salmonidae. The record is from RefSeq and is a predicted model, not a curated record.